AUGGUGUCCGUUCGUAAGCGUAAGAUGGCCAAAUCGUCGGUCAAAAAGGCCACGAGGCGCAUGAAGGACAGACAAAGAAAGGUGAGAAACUUUGGAAACUCCAUUAUUGCGGCAAACUGGGAUCCAAAGCUGUCUCUGUCACAGAACUAUGAGAAAAUGGGUCUGAAAGUGCGGCUGUCACAACAGACCGGAGGAGUAGAAAAGAAAAUCACCCCGCAGUUUCCUGAAAGCGAUGAUGAGUUUGUCGUUGAUGAGACUGAGGAAGAGGAAGAAAAGAAGGACGAAUCAAAGGACUCUUUAGAUCCAGCAGAUAUUCCCGAGGGAACAGCAAAGCUUGUGCGUGAUGAUGGGGGAAAUGUCAUCAAAGUGAUCUAUGGUACAAAAAAGAUAACGCAGGAAGUUGAACAGGAGAAGCCUUCCACGGAAGUGGUCAAGAAACUUGAGGAACUUGCUCAGCACAAGGUGAUCAAGGAACGCAAACAGAGCGCAAGAGAGGUCGAUUGGUUAGCCGAUCUGUACAAAAAGUAUGGAGACGAUUAUGAAAAGAUGAAAUGGGACAAAAAACUGAAUCCGUAUCAGCACAGUGCAGGCGAGCUGAAGAAGAGAAUUACCAAAUGGAAGAAAACCCAGGGCAUGGGCGCGUAA
This is a messenger RNA of Ogataea angusta, 645 nucleotides long. RefSeq lists its product as uncharacterized. Gene Ontology annotation, biological process: ribosomal large subunit biogenesis. Lineage: Eukaryota; Fungi; Ascomycota; Pichiomycetes; Pichiales; Pichiaceae. The transcript has a single exon. The record is from RefSeq and is a predicted model, not a curated record. The coding region runs from base 1 to 645 and encodes 214 amino acids. Gene Ontology annotation, cellular component: nucleolus.